This is a messenger RNA of Closterium sp. Naga37s-1, 1404 nucleotides long. The record is from the annotation of a GenBank genome assembly. Lineage: Eukaryota; Viridiplantae; Streptophyta; Zygnematophyceae; Desmidiales; Closteriaceae.
AUGAGUUCGGAACGCACCAGAGGGGGUAGUGGGGGAGAGGAUGCGGAGGAAUCAAGGUCUACGCCAGGGGGAAAUGGGGAAGAGGAGGCGGGGCAAUGGAAGGAGAAAGCGCUUAGUCUUGAAAAGGCAGUGGCGGUGCUGGAAGCGAGGGUGGCGGAGCUUGAGAGGGCUUUGGAGAAGGAGCGGAAGGAGCGCGCGGCGGAGCGGAAAGGGCGGAUCCGCGCGGAGCAGCAGUUGCGCAGCCGCCUCCUCGCCCCAGCCGCCGCUGAGCCCGCGUCGCCUGUGCGCGCGCACGGCGCGCUCGCUGCUGAAUUGCCUCAGGAAGGCGGCUCGCACGGCGAUGCACGUGACGGCGGGCAUAGCGAUGGGCAUGGUGACGGCAAUAGCGUUACAGAGAGUGACGCUAGAGAGCAAUCAGAGGGCUGUGACGUGGCAGUGACUCAGCAUGGGCACGUCUCAAAAAUGGAAUUGCUUUUCUUCUCCUCCUCGCCUCUCACUCUCUUCUUCCCCUAUCAUCACCUGCUCCCCUCUCCCCUCUCGUUCUCUUCCCCCUCCCUUCUCACCCCUCCCUUCCCCUCUCAACGCUUCCCUCCCUCUCACCUGCAUCCACCUCUCUGCACCGCAUGCAGGAACGGCACGCCACGUCAGCCGCUGCUCGUGCCAGCAGCGCGGGCCUAUCUGGAGCUGCCACGUGGAGGAGUGUCGCCAGCAGCGCUGGAGGGAUUGGAGGGGUACUCGCACUGCUGGCUGCUCUACGUGUUCCAUGCCAACACGGACAUUCAGCGUCUCUGGUCCGACCCUCACCAUCGCAAGUUCCGUGCCAAGGUUCGAGUGCCGAGGCUGCAGGGGGGUAAGCUGGGAGCGCUGGCAACACGCACACCGCACCGGCCGGUGCCCAUCGGGCUGAGCAUCGCCAGGGUGGAGCGCGUGGAGGGGCGACGGGUGCUGCUGUCGGGUGCUGACUUGGUGGAUGGCACGGCGCACCGCCCAGUGCCCAUCGGGCUGAGCAUCGCCAGGGUGGAGCGCGUGGAGGGGCGACGGGUGCUGCUGUCGGGUGCUGACUUGGUGGAUGGCACGGCGCACCGCCCAGUGCCCAUCGGGCUGAGCAUCGCCAGGGUGGAGCGCGUGGAGGGGCGACGGGUGCUGCUGUCGGGUGCUGACUUGGUCGAUGGCACGCCAGAGCCCAUCGGGCUGAGCAUUACCAAGGUGGAGCGUGUGGAGGGGCGACGCGUGUUCCUGUCGGGCGCUGACAUUGUUGAUGGCACUCCCGUGUUGGACAUCAAGCCUUAUCUGCCCUACUCAGACGCCUUGCCAUCUGCCACAGUGCCACAAUGGGUGGAGCCAUCAGGAGAGGGCGAUGGCAUGCACAUGGUAUCAGUCACCUUCCAUCCCGCCAUCUCCUGA